Molecule: messenger RNA, 2309 nt
Organism: Sipha flava (yellow sugarcane aphid)
Lineage: Eukaryota; Metazoa; Arthropoda; Insecta; Hemiptera; Aphididae
Product: MOXD1 homolog 1-like
Exons: 10
Coding region: 28-2169 (713 amino acids)
Biological process (GO): norepinephrine biosynthetic process; dopamine catabolic process; octopamine biosynthetic process
Cellular component (GO): secretory granule membrane
Molecular function (GO): copper ion binding; dopamine beta-monooxygenase activity
Source: RefSeq, a predicted model, not a curated record
ACCAGUCAGUAUGUACGUGUAGUCGCCAUGCAGUGGUCGUGUGUGUUUUCGUCGUCGUCUUCGUGGCCGUUGUGCGUAGUCGUCUGUGCGUGCGCCGCGGUCGCCGCGGUCGUCGCGGUGCCCGUUGCGGUCGUGUCACCGCCGUCUUUCCGGUCGGCCAAUCUGUCCACGACGGCCCUGCUGUCCGCCGACAGGUACGGCAAAACCGUGUUGGCCGGUGAUGAGAUGGCCGUGGCCGUGCAAGAGUACGCGGACUGCGCCGUGUUCCGAGUGCAAGCCCGGACCCGCGGCUACGUGGCUUUGGGGUUCGUGGACCCGAUCGCGGCCCAUUCCGUGGAUGUGUUGCUUUUCUGGGUGGACGACGAGACCGGCGUAGGACACUUACUGGAUAUGCACGGCAAAACCGAUACAGGCUUGACACCGGAAAAGGAUGUGAGCCAGGACUACGAGUUACUGGCUUCCUCCCAAAACGGCUCUCACGUAUCCGCCGUCUUCCGAAGGGCCUGGGACACCUGCGACGAACACGAUGACGUGGUAUUUGGGAACGAUACCAUGCGAAUGUUUUGGACGACGAGUGAUCGGGAUCCGAUCGACAGACAGUAUACGGACGCGUUGAAAUUGGGCAGCUCCUGGAAAGGCUCACAAAGUUUCCAUCCCAGAGGUCCAAAGUUCAGACCAAACACGGAUUACUACAAAAAAUGGGACGUCACCAUGGACAAUAUGCAUCUUAAAGACAACAUCGACACUUUGUAUUGGUGCAAAAUCUUCAGAGCUCCCAAGAUCAACAUGAAAAAUCAUAUUGUUGGGUUCGUGCCCUUGCUGCACGCCGAUACGCAAUCUCUCAUCCACCACAUGAUCCUGUACGAGUGCGACGGCGGCCCGGACUCGAUGGAGAAGUACGUGACACUGAAGGGCGCCCAGUGCUACGGCAACGCCAUGCCGGAGGACUGGAACAAGUGUGUGUCGCCCGUGGUCACGUGGGCCAUGGGAUCGGAUGGACAGUUCUUGCCAGACCACAUAGGAGUGCCGAUCGACGGACGUGACAAGUAUUACAUGUUGGAAGUACACUACGACAACCCCACGUUCAGGAAAGUGAUGGACAAUUCAGGCGUCAGGGUGUUCUACACAGGCCAUCUGCGGGCCAACGACGCGGGCAUCAUGGCCGUGGGCAUGGCCGUGUCGCCGAUGCACAUCGUGCCGCCCAGGCAGUCGACCUACAGGACGGUCAGUUUGUGUGACAAGGAUUGCACGAACGUCAUAUUCCCGGAGCGGGGCAUUAAAAUCACUUCCGUCCUGCUGCACGCCCACCUGGCAUCCAGGCAGCUCAAGCUUCGGCACGUGCGACACGAUCAGGAAAUGGCUACCAUCGCGCAGGAUGGCCGUUACGACUACAACUACCAGCAAGCGAGAGAAUUGGUUAAAGAAGUGACCGUAUACCCCGGAGACGAAUUGAUCACGGAAUGCGUCUACAACACAGAAGACCGUCCGCAGUUAACGCACGGCGGAUAUUCGACCAAACAGGAAAUGUGUUUGGCGUUCGUCACAUACUACCCGCGAACGCCGUUGGCUAGCUGCUUCAGCAUGACACCAGUACCGUUCUUCUUCGAAACAUUCGGUGUUCAACAGUUUUUGGAUUACAAUAUGGAAGGCGUGGAAAAAAUCUUUUUGAAACUAGCAGACAGCACAACCAAGAAACCGCCCGUACACGCUCCGGCGACACACGUGGCGUUGCCAGCUUUCGACGACGCGAAGACGUUGGACGAGCUCAACCAGGCGCACAUAUCGUACCUGAUGAAGCAGCCGUCGUUCACGAUCGAGGAUGACAACGAGCCGAACCUAUUCAAAGAUUUGGAGAUCAUGGAACCCGUCGAAUUCCAGAACAAAACGUUCCAGCAGCACCUGGACAAUCUGCCGUGGGAAGACGGCCUGCUGACCAGGAACAUCGAGAACCGGUUGAACAACGGCAAACACAUGACGUUCUGUCGGCUACACAACGAUACAUUAGCCCUGAUGAUGAACACGUACGCGUUUCCUAACUUCACGGCGUACAGGGAACCGUUCAACGACGCGUGUGUGGCAUUGUCGAACAAGUUUCAAAACACCGCCUUGACCGUGCAAAGUUCCUACUUACUGAUCUUAUUGAGCACCGCACUGAUUUGUAUACAUUAGGAACAAUAUAGUCGUUGGUCGUAUAAUAAUAAGAAUAAAUCUCUCACUCAUUGUGGUCUAGUUCAUAGAUUUAAGUAUAUUUUACCAAAGUCACAUUUUUUUUGUACAUAAUAUUUGUAGUAUUUUUUUUAUUUAUUUAU